AAAAAAAGAGAUCCAAUUUCCAACGAAUUCCCUUCGAUAUCCUGUGAAUUUCUGAUUUUUCCCUGAGGAUCACUGGAACCAUGACCCCUUCAAAAGACCGACAUCCAUCUCGAUCUCAGAUUCCAGAAAUUGGCAGAGUUUCAGAGAAUAUCAACCCCAACAGCCCUUUGCAGAAAUCUGGCAACUCCCACUCGAUCGGCUCUGCAAAAUUGAAGAAAUCAGCCCCAAAAGACCCAAUUCGUAUCAGUUCUUUCCAGAGCAGCAUUCAAGAAAGGAGGUUUGUAGUUGCUAAGAAGAACUCGAAAAGGGCCGCCCCGGCAUCGGUCACCUGCAAUUGCAAAGAGAAGCCGACAAAUUCCAAGAAAUGCCCCUGUAUUGCUUAUGAGAACCUUCAUGCCUCUCAGGAGGAGUUCUUCCGUGCACGGGUCGAUGAUGCCGGAGCAGACUCAGAUGUUUCGGAGGACGAUGGAAAAUAUAGAAAUAGAGAGGCAGAGAAAAAUCAGGAUAUCGAGACAAUGGAAGAGGCAUUCGGGUUCUUGCCAAAUGAAUCAAAAUCCCCGGAGCUUGAUGAGAUUGGGUUCAUGGAGGAAGCAGGGAGUUCAAAGAUGAAGAGGAUGAGGAAUAGGCUCCUUGAAGAUGCCCGGAAUAGCAUUCCUGAGUCUGGAAGAGUGAUGCAUUUGGUUAAGGCCUUUGAGAGUAUCCUUUCGAUUCCGAAUUCAAAUGGCUCAAACGAGAUAGAUGAAAGCAAGAAGUGUAUGAAAUGGGCAUUGCCAGGGUUGCAUGGGAAGGUCCCCACGGCAGAGGUUUCUUCUUUAUCAUCAUCUGAUCUUUUCAUCACUUUGAAGAAUUUCAAUAUGGAUUCAAGGGUCUACUCUUCUUUCCACAGCAGCAAUGGGAGCAUUGGGAGCAGGACUUCUGGUGGAGGCAGGAGCCGACAAAAGAGCUCUGAGUCCUUGGGAAGAGCUGGUGGAAAGAAAUGGGAGAAACAGCUGAAAGUCACCAGCCUAUAUCCAUUCAAGCUAAGAACUGAGCAAAGAGGGAGAUUCAAAAAAGAAGAAUUCCAUAAGAAAGUAGAGCAAAUGAUGGAGGAGGAGAAAAAACAGCGGAUCCCAAUCGCACAAGGCCUGCCGUGGACAACAGAUGAACCAGAGCGCUUGGUGAAGCCUCCAGUGAAAGAAAGCACAAAGCCGGUUGAUUUGAAACUUCACAGUGAUCUACGUGCAGUAGAGCGUGCAGAAUUUGAUAAUCAGGUUGCUGAGAAGAUAUCCUUAAUGGAUCAGUACAGAUUAGAAAGAGAGAGGCAGCUAAAGAUGGAAGAAGAGGAAGAAAUAAGAAGGUUGAGGAAAGAACUGGUGCCAAGAGCUCAACCAAUGCCCUAUUUUGAUAGGCCUUUUAUACCAAAAAGGUCAUUGAAAAAUCCAACCAUACCCAAAGAGCCCAAGUUCCAUAAUCCGCAGCACAAGAAGAUCAAAUGCAUGUCAUGGAAUGACAUCAACUUGGCCAUCAACACUGAUGAGAUGAGAAAUGGUAAGGAAAGAUGAAGACAGGAGAAUAUUUCGGCAAAUGUUGACAACUAUAUGUUUUUCUUCAUACAUUAUAUGAAGAUUAUUCCUUUUUCUUUUUUGGUCCAACCUGACGUUAAGCAAUCAAUUUAAUUGCAAUUCUUUUGGAAUAAACAAUGAACAAAUCUGCAAAUUUCUCAA
Magnolia sinica is the source of this 1703-nucleotide messenger RNA. Its product is annotated as microtubule-destabilizing protein 60-like. The record is from RefSeq and is a predicted model, not a curated record. Gene Ontology annotation, molecular function: microtubule binding; protein kinase activator activity. Lineage: Eukaryota; Viridiplantae; Streptophyta; Magnoliopsida; Magnoliales; Magnoliaceae. Gene Ontology annotation, cellular component: nuclear microtubule; mitotic spindle. Gene Ontology annotation, biological process: mitotic spindle assembly; activation of protein kinase activity; regulation of mitotic spindle organization. The transcript has 8 exons. The coding region runs from base 81 to 1541 and encodes 486 amino acids.